Messenger RNA from Papaver somniferum (opium poppy), 2870 nucleotides. Its product is annotated as exocyst complex component SEC15B-like. Gene Ontology annotation, cellular component: membrane; exocyst. Gene Ontology annotation, biological process: Golgi to plasma membrane transport; exocytosis; intracellular protein transport. Lineage: Eukaryota; Viridiplantae; Streptophyta; Magnoliopsida; Ranunculales; Papaveraceae. The coding region runs from base 85 to 2523 and encodes 812 amino acids. The record is from RefSeq and is a predicted model, not a curated record. The transcript has a single exon.
UUCUCUCUUCUUCUUGUUCUCCUCCCACCUUCUUCUCUCUCUUGCUGUGCUAAAUCUUCUCCGUCAGAUUCUAACGGAAACGUCAUGAGUUCCUCAGCAAGAACUAAAAAAACCGUUAACAAAGACGGCGAUGAUGAUCCUAAUUCUGAGUAUAAUCAAGAGGAACAAAUAAUCUCGUCAGCAAUCUCUAAUGGUGAAGAUUUAGGUCCAAUCAUUAGAAAAGCUUUCUCAAACGGUAAACCAGAUAUUUUACUUUCAUCUCUCAAAAACUUUAAGAAAUCAAAAGAAUAUGAAAUUGAAGAAGUCUGUAAGAUUCAUUAUCAGGAUUUUAUCACAGCAGUUGAUGAAUUGAAAGAUUUAUUAUCAGAUGUUGAUGAAUUGAAGUCUUCGAUUUCGAGUUCAAAUUCAAUUUUACAAUCAACUGCUUUACCUUUACUUAAUAUACUUGAUAGUUUUAUUGAAUCUAGAAAUGUUUAUAAUAAUGUUCAUGUGGCACUUAAUUCCGUUCAGAUCUGUAUACGUUUGCUUGAACUGUGUUCCAGAGUUAACUUUCAUUUGGAGAGUAAUAAUUUCUAUUUAGCUUUGAAAUGUAUUGAUUUGUUAGAGAAUGAGUUUCUUGAUGAUGGUAGGACUCCGAGUGUAACGAUUCGGAGGAUGUUAGAGAAACAAAUUCCAAGUAUGAGAUUGUUUAUUGAGAGGAAGAUUAGUAAAGAAUUUGGUGACUGGUUAGUUGAUAUAAGACUUGUUAGUAGGAACUUAGGGCAAUUAGCUAUUGGACAAGCUUCAGCUGGUAGACAAAGAGAAGAAGAAUUGAGGAUUAAACAAAGACAAGCUGAAGAACAAAGUAGAUUGAGUUUACGAGAUUGUGUUUAUGCGUUAAUUGAGGAAGAAGAGGAGGAUGAGAGUGGUGAUGGAGUUGGGUAUGAUGGUAAGGAGAUGUUGUAUAGUAAUGGUGGAAGUGGUAUGUUAGGGUUUGAUUUGACACCACUGUAUAGGGCUUAUCAUAUUCAUCAAAAUUUGGGGUUAGAGAAUCGGUUUAAGCAAUAUUACUUUGAGAAUCGAAAGCUUCAAUUGACUUCGGAUUUUCAGGUUUCAUCUAUGACACCCUUUUUGGAAUCACAUCAGACAUUUUUUGCUCAAAUCGCGGGGUUCUUUAUUGUGGAGGAUCGGAUUUUAAGGACGGGUGGGGGGUUGAUUACGAAAUAUGAAGUUGAGAAUUUGUGGGAUACUGCUGUUAGUAAAAUGUGUUCUGUUUUAGAAGAUCAAUUCUCUAGAAUGCAAACUGCAAACCAUCUUUUGCUUAUUAAAGAUUAUGUUAGCUUGCUUGGUGUUACUUUGCGCCGAUAUGGUUACCCGGUUCAUGCUUUGCUUGAUGUUAUAGGCAAGCAUAGAGAUAAAUAUCAUGAACUUUUGCUUUCUGAAUCCAAGAAAUUGAUUGGGGAAGCUCUUGCUGCGGAUAACUUUGAACAGAUGAUGAUGAGGAAAGAGUAUGAGUAUUCAAUGAAUGUUUUGGCGUUCCAAAUACAAACCUCUGAGAUUAUGCCGGCGUUCCCCUAUAUUGCACCAUUUUCUACUACGGUUCCAGAUUGCUGCCGAAUUGUCCGAUCCUUCAUUGAGGAUUCUGUGAGCUUCAUGUCAUAUGGGGGACAACUGGAGUUCUACGAUGUUGUAAAAAAGCAUCUGGAUCGGCUUCUGACUGAUGUUCUGGAUGGGUCACUUCUUAAGCUCAUUAAGUCUCCUUCGGUCAAUGGAGUGUCUCAGGCAAUGUUAGUUGCAGCUAACAUGGCUGUUCUUGAACGAGCUUGUGAUUUCUUCUUUCGUCAUGCUGCACAGCUUUCAGGUAUCCCGUUGAGAAUGGCAGAAAGGGGUAGAAAGCAGAAUCCUUUGAAUAAUGCCCGUGAUGCUGCAGAAGAGGUUCUUUCAGGGCUGCUGAAAGCCAAGGUUGAUGGGUUUAUGACUUUGGUCGAGAAUGUGAAUUGGGUUUCAGAAGAAGUUCCUCACAAUGGGAAUGAAUAUGUGAACGAAGUGAUCAUUUAUCUUGAGACUCUGGUGUCUACUGCUCAGCAGAUAUUGCCGGUUCAAGUACUUAAGAGGGUCUUAAAAGGCGUUCUUUCACAUAUAUCAGGGAAGAUUGUCAGCAUCUUACUGUCGGACUCUGUUAAGAAAUUCAAUAUAAGUGCUAUUACAGGAAUUGACGUGGAUGUUAGGUUGUUAGAAUCAUUUGCAGAUAACUUAUCUCAUCUUUUCUCAGACGAAGAUGCAAGUCAGUUGAAGUUGGCAUUAGUGGAGUCGAGGCAACUAAUGAACUUGCUUUUGAGCAGUCAUCCGGAGAAUUUUCUUAAUCCUGUGAUCAGGGAGAGGAGUUACAACACUUUGGACUAUAGGAAAGUGAUUUCAAUAUCAGAGAAGUUAAAGGAUUCUUCAGAUAGUUAUUUUGGAAGCUUUGGAGGGAGGGGAACCAAACAAGACCCCAAGAAGAGGUCCCUUGAUGCUUUGGUCAAGAGACUCAAGGAUGUGAGCUAAGCGGGUAUGAAACCAUAGUCGACUCCUGCUUCUUCUUCUUCUAACAUUGCUUCUUCUUCUUCUUUUUUUCCUCUCCCGCUGUCUCACUGUGGUCUUGUUAAGAUCGACUCAUUUUUCUAACAUUGCUUAUGGACACAUUAGCCCAUGCCUAUAGAUGUGUAUCUUUUGACCUCAUUUUGUAUGUAUUUGUUUCAUAUUGUCUAGUUUUUGGAAUUCAUUUUAUGCCGCAUUCAUGUGUAUUCUGUUAUUUUUUGUAUUUGUUCUUCUCUUUGGUGUGGAUGUAUAAAGUAGACGACUGUUGUAAACAAUAAAGAUAUCAGUUGAUUUGGCUGAUGAGUUUCCUACCA